UCCCUCCCCCUUUCAAAGCGAAACUGUGGAUCGACGGGCUCUCUAACCCAGAACCUCGAGUUUUGCUCCUGGAAUAAAAAUGGUCCAAGUUCACCGAGCUUAUAGACGGUCUCUAGUUGAAAGUUUAAAGUUUAUUUCAAGGACCUGCUGGACGGACAGCAGAACAUUUCUCCGCUUCUCCGCCGCUCGAGUCGGAUUUCUCGCUGCCGUCGCCUGUGUCUUGUGCUUCUCCACAGCGUCGGCAGACCUUACACCCAAGACAAUAGUUGCUCUCGAGAAUGAGACGGUCACCCUGCCCUGCCGAACCAACCAAACAAGCGACCUCCUCACCGUGGAGUGGUCCAAGGCUGAGAUGACCCCCAACAUCACCCUCCUGUACCGCCAUGGCAGAGAGACGGUGGAGGAGAAGAACUCAGGCUUCGUCAACAGGACCAACCUCUUACUGGAGGAAGUGAAGCACGGCAACAUCUCUCAGGUCAUCUCCAAGCUGCGGCUGUCCGAUGCGGGCCGAUACCUGUGCAGGACCAUGGUGGGGAAGCAGCGGCAGGUUGAAGCAGCGCUGGAUCUCGUUGUGGGUGCUGCGUCUGAGCCGAAGCUCACCUUUGUUCCCUCUGGUGCCAACGGGGGAUUGACACUGGAGUGCAGCGCCGAGCGCUGGUUCCCAACGCCGGAGAUAACGUUCCACGACGAGAAAGGCAAAGAGAUUGAAGCCGAACAUCCACGGAGUGAUCAGGACUCAGCUGGACGUUUUAAUGUUAAACGGAGAGCGUCUUUGCAGAUCAUCACCAACAGUGUGACCUGCCAUGUUCACCAGCCGCUGUUGGGGAUGAUUCGGCUUGCACAUAUUUAUAUUCCAGAUGACUGCAUGAGGUCCUGCACCUGCAGCAUGGUGUGGAGCAUCCUGGGAACCGCAGCUGUGCUCGCAUCAUGUGCGGUCGCUUAUUUUCUGUGGAAGAAAUAUGGACGCUCAUGUUGCAGGCAGAAAUCACUUCAACCACCACAGCUGGCCAGUUCCAGUAUGGAAAACACCUUCAACGCUCGGUUACAAAGCGAUAACGAAUGGCUACAAGGAGAAAUCGAAGGGCUGAAGUCACGCAUUUCUGAAAAAGAUGAGAUCAUCGACAAACAAAAAGCAGACAUAGAAGAACUUAAAUUCAAAUACAGUGCUGCUCAACAGCAAAACCAGCCUACAACUAGCUCCUCAUCCUCACUUAAUGCCUCUCACCAAGUUACCCAAACCCUUGACCAUAGCAACACACAACCAGCAGCCACAUCUGCAAGCCACGACCCAAAACCUGGCCACGUGUCCAAGGCGAAAGCCCCCAAACCGUCUGCUUCAGGACCAGCCUGGCUCCCUGCUCCUCCUAGGAAGGACCGACCCAAAAGCACUCCUGAUCUUUUCUCAAACAACGUUUCAUCCUCCUCCAGUUCUUCCUCAGCUUCCGCUACAAAGGAAAUGAAAAUUCCCCGCUCUGUGAGUUUUUCCAGUUCUCGUCCUGGUGUUGCCAGGUCUCCCCGCAGGUACACUACGGGGAACCCCUUCAGCGUUCUGGCAGGUCUAACUGAAGAGUCAGAGUCUCUGAUCCAUUAGCAUGGGAUACUGAGACAAAUUUACGUGAAAUCAACAUGAUGCUUGGUACGGAUAUAGCAUUACCGCAUAUGGUGAUCAUAAGGUCACGAUAUAAGAAAUGGGACUGACCAGUUCCAAAAUGGUACUUCAAGGUUUCUUCCUUUCAAAGUAGGGCUCUCUGAAGUCGCUUAGCUAGUCGGUAUCUUAAAUUACGGCAGAUACCUGAACUGACAUCAGGGACAGCAUAGCUCUAAGACCAAAGUUGAAUUUGCCAUCUUUUAAAACUUGUUUUCUCCUCUUUGUUUGUCUUUUUACUUAUUUUUUAUGACAAUGAAUCACUUUUUCAUUCCGUCCAUGUUGGGAGCUAUUCAUUUUAAAACUUCAGGUUGUCAAUCCAUUUACAUAUUUUCCUACAUAUUCUCAUAUGUCUUCUGCCUUCAAAGUAGGAAAACAUCUCAGUUUUUGUCAAGCUCAAACAGUUUAGAAGCAAAAAGUGUUUAUGUCAUAAUUAUUAUGAUGACGAAUGGGUGCAGUUCUGGCAUUGGGAAAUAAAUGCUGCCAACUGUUUUCUGGUGCUGCAGCAACAGUUUUUAAGGAACAUGCUAAAAAGUUAAAGAAACCAAAUUUUGUAAGCUUUAACUAUAAACUAUGACAGUGUUCGAAAGGAGACUUUGUGAAAUAUUGUAUCUAAUGACGCUAUAUCUUCAGAGAUACUUUUAUUAUUCUUAAUACAAGUAAAGCAUAUUUUCUGUGAAUGUAAUGUAAAGACCUUCUGUUAUUCACUACUUUUUGCAUCUCAAAGGUCCUAGUAAAUAUAGUCUUUGAUUUGAAUUUUUUUUUAAAAGUAUUAAUAUUUUUAUUGUGAUAUUUUUGACGUGUUUACAUGCUCUAUUAAGAUAUGUAAAUUUUAUUUUUUAAAGAAUUUAAAAAAAUAUUUUUACUGUGAUGGAGUACGCCAAUUUUUUUAUGAACAUAGACUUGUAAGAACAUGUGCAACUACAUUACUUUGCCUCAGGUUUUCAAAUACAGCUCUCAGUGAAAACUACCCACAGCUCCCCCUGGUGGGUGGUUUGGGGAAACGUGAGACGUUGAUGGCUUCAAAGUGAAUCAGAUUAAUUUUUAAAGAGCUGGCCCUGUGAUCUGUAUUGUGUGCAUUUAAAAAAUGUUUUAGAGAUUUCAUUCUGUCUGGGACAGCUGUUUCUGUUUGGUAUUCUGUAAAUAUGAAAUGUGUUCAUAUAUUUUUAACAGUCAAAUUGAUACUAAAUGGAAACUCUAAAGCUGGAAAAAAGCAUCAGCCUUGGUAUUUUUCUUACUAUUUUUUGAGAAGGGUUUUUAAAGUAAAGAAAAACAAAAAAAAACAUGAAACGAUGUAAAAAUGGUUGAAGGGUGAUUGAGGGCUAAAAGGUAUAACAAUUGCAAUAAUAAAACUGCACAUAGCACAAAUCUU
Molecule: messenger RNA, 3017 nt
Organism: Poecilia reticulata (guppy)
Lineage: Eukaryota; Metazoa; Chordata; Actinopteri; Cyprinodontiformes; Poeciliidae
Product: butyrophilin subfamily 3 member A3-like
Biological process (GO): regulation of cytokine production; T cell receptor signaling pathway
Cellular component (GO): external side of plasma membrane
Molecular function (GO): signaling receptor binding
Source: RefSeq, a predicted model, not a curated record